AUGAGCAGCCUCGGAGCCAAGGUCAAAGACAUCCUCCACAAGGACCGCCCCGAAGAUUCCCCUCAUCCCCCAGGUUCGUUCCCCACAGAAGACAUGGAACCCAGCGAAAUUGAGCAAGGCUGGUCCAAAGGACACGAACACAACAAGCUUCACAAGGCUGACGAUCCCCGCGGUUGGACAGAGAGCGAAAAUGAAGCUUCCCGCGGCCACGGAUACAAGGACUCCGGCGUUGGAAUGACCGAGUCCGAUAACCGCACUUCCUACAAGCCUUCACAAGACCCCAUGUCCGAGAGACGCGAUGAGCCUUUCUCUGAGAGACAAGACGACAAUCUGAACCGAACAACCGAGACCGGUGCAUUGGGACAGAAGGACCCCCUUGCACCAUCUACCGCCGAGCACCCCUACUGGGGUGACCUCCCUAGCGAAGGAGGUGUCCACAACUCUGUAAUUGGCCAUGGCAGCCCCGAGGAUGAAGAGCGACGUCACAAAGCUAUUCAUGCCGGCGCGACAGAGCCAACUCGAACAUCCGGCACCCUGGAGAGCGGUACCUUCCUCAGCCGACGCGGCCGCGACGAGGCCUCUACCAACACUGAACCCUACGGCGGCCGACCCGAUGACCGACAGCACCCUGACGAGAGAACAUCUGGCUCCCACUUCAAGGAGGGUCUUGCUGGCGCCGGUGCUGCUGGUACUGCUGCCUAUGGAGCACACGAAUUGAACAAGCGACAUAACGAAAAUGAGGAGUCUAGAAGGUUGGACCAGACUACCGACCGAUCCCAGCCUGAGGAGCACAAGCAGAGGGCAUUCCCUCUCCUCGGAAAGGAUCACAAGGAGCCUCAUCAUACUGAGAAGGUCAAGGAGGACAAGCAUAAUGACAAGGACCAUGAUAGCAAGCUCGGCGGUCUCCUCGGCCGGAAGAGCAGCAAGGAUGAGUCUGCUCGUCUCGACGAGCAAGAUCGGGACAAGCACCACCACUCCAAGACUGGUCCUGCUCUUGGUGCCGCUGGCGCUGCCGGAGCCUAUGCCGAUACCAGGGAUCGUGACGAUGACAACCGUCGUGACACAACCACCAACAAAUACCAAGAUCCUUCUGCGCAAGACGUGCACCCGGAUGAGAAGAAGCACGGCAGCAAGCUCGGUGCUCUUUUCCACCGAAAGGGAAGCAAGGAUGAGACCGACCGCACCGAAGAUUACGACAACGACAAGCAUCACCACUCCAAGACUGGCCCUGCUCUGGCUGCCGCUGGUGCUGGUGGCGCUUAUGCUGCUACGAGAAACCGCCAUGACGAUGACAACAACCGUCGCGACACAACUACUGGCGCAUACCAGGACCCUUCUGCAACCCAGAACACCACCAAGUACCCUGCCGCUGGUCUCGACUCUACUCGGGACUACACCACACAGAACCCUUCCUCUGGUGGUGUGACUCAGAAGCCUUACCGUCAAGAGGAUAUUGACUACCACCGACGCUCUGGACUUGCCACUGGUGCUGCAACUGGUGCUGCCGCUGGUCUCGGCGCUGGUGCUCUUGCGUCACAACAUGGUCGUCGCGACGACGAUCGAUCUGCCGCCCAACCAAUGUCAGCCUAUGACAACCAGAGCUAUGAUCCCACUGCUACAUCUCAACCUCAACAGAAGCAAGGCUCUCAGGGCCUCCACGGUUUGAGUGCACCCGCUGUCGCUGGGUACUCUGACCCCAAGGAGCUUCAAGACACUCGAGGUGCUCAGGCUGCCAACUUCUCCCACAAGGACCCUGUUGGACAGACUCAGCAGCAUGAUUCUCACCGAGGUGCAGGUCUUGCUGCCGGUACCGCCGCCGCCGGUUUAGGUGCUGGCGUUUUGGCGUCUCACUCUGGUCGUGAUCGUGAUGAGCACUCCGGCAUUGACUCUAACAGAGGGUUCGAGAACCAAUCGGCAUACCCCACUGAGGGUUCUACCAUGAACCCAUCUUCUCGUUCCUACGAGCAGCAGGACUCCAGCCGUGGCACUGGUUUCGGUGCUGGCACUGCUGCCGGACUCGGCGCUGGCGCUCUUGCCUCUCGGGCUGGUCGCGACCAUGAUGAGCGCUCCGGACUUGGCUCCAACAGAGGUUUUGAGUCCAGCGAUGCUUACUCUGGUGAGCGUUCUGCCAUGAACCCUGGAUCUCAGUCCUAUGAGCAGCGGGAUUCUCAUCGAGGUGCUGGACUGGCUGGAGGUGCUGCAACCGGCCUUGGAGGAGGUGCCUUAGCUUCCCAUGCCGCUGAACACAGACGGGAGAAUGAGCAAUUUAACACUGGCAACGACCAACAUGGCUUCCAGACUGGUAACACUGGCUCUGGUCUGGGUGAGAACCCUAACAUGGGCAACACUUCUGGGUUUGACUCUUCCAACAAGCAGGCUCUUCCUGGCUCUCAACACGAGUCCCAGCCCUUCACAGAGCGAAAGCAGGAACAUGACCACACUCUUAUGGAUAAUGCCAACGCUGGAAAGUAUAACAAGCUUUCGUCUGGUACACCCUCUGGGAUCGCAUAUGAAUAA
This is a messenger RNA of Fusarium poae, 2517 nucleotides long. RefSeq lists its product as uncharacterized. The record is from RefSeq and is a predicted model, not a curated record. The transcript has a single exon. The coding region runs from base 1 to 2517 and encodes 838 amino acids. NCBI's taxonomy places the organism in Eukaryota, Fungi, Ascomycota, Sordariomycetes, Hypocreales, Nectriaceae.